Carica papaya (papaya) is the source of this 771-nucleotide messenger RNA. RefSeq names its product protein DMP2-like. The record is from RefSeq and is a predicted model, not a curated record. Gene Ontology annotation, biological process: endomembrane system organization. Lineage: Eukaryota; Viridiplantae; Streptophyta; Magnoliopsida; Brassicales; Caricaceae.
UCCCCCGUUCUUCUUCCUCUUAAACACAUAUCCACCAUGAAUUUCCCAGACCUCCUCGAAGAUAAUCCAUGGAUUACAACUCAGAUUCAGACACCCAACAACGCCUCAUCAUAACCAGCCAAGACCAAGAUGAAGACGACGAUCACGCUGACGAAUCACAUUACAUAUACGUAAUCAACGCAAUACUAAGCGGCACAGCAAGGCUCAAUGUUCUAUUACCAACAGCAACCAUCCUCGCCUUUUCCAUCUUCGCUCCUCUGCUAACCAACGACGGAGCCUGCACCGCCCUCAGUAGGCGGCUGAUGGGUUCCUUCAUCUUCCUCCUCUCGGCAUCUUGCGUGUUCUUUGCUAUCACCGACAGCUUCCGGACACCGGCGGGCAGGGUGUACUACGGGGUGGCGACAGUGAACGGCAUGUGGACGUUCAACGGCGGGCGGAAAAAACCGAGGGUUCCGGCGGAUUACAGACUGAGAUGGGAAGAUGGAUUUCAUGGUUUGCUUUCGCUGGUGGCUUUUGUGACGUUUGCGGGAUCGCACAGGGACGUAGUGGGUUGCUACUAUCCGGGGAUUCCCAGGAAGGUGACGAAGUCCAUGCCGCUGGUGGUUGGGUUGGUGAUAGAAAAUCGUCGCUUAAAGCCGCCAUGCAACGCGUUUACGGACCGCUGCUAAAUGUUUUCCACCAGCUUCUUCUGUCGGUCAAUGCAAACCGUAGGUUUUGCCUCUAAAAGUACGGCAGAUUAAAUUUAAUUUAUAUUUGUAUAUUUUUAUUUAU